AUGUAAACUAAUACUAUCAUCCGUCGCUGGUCGCAUCGCACAAUCGAUUUAUUUUAUUCACAAAUCACAUUUCACAUUUUCAUUUGGAUUUUCGACUUUCGUGUGUUGUGAAUUAUGAAGUAAUACAGAAAAUUUAGUGCCGAACUAAGUAAAUUCAGGUGAAAGUCGUAUUUUGUGUGUGUUUUACAAUGAACCACAUGGUUAUGGUGUAAAUAAAGGAUUGUUACUUGAAUUUAAAUAACAUGAUCUGUUGACAAUAAUUAUUGAGUGUGCAUAUAUUUUGUACAAAAUUUUUAGAAGCCAUUUACACAUGGCGAAAAGUCACGUAGACUGUGUUUUGUUUCGUGUAAUGUUUGGAAGUGGAAUUAUUUGAUAAUAGGUACAUGGAUAAUUUCGUUUUAUGAGGAACUUGUAGUGUUAAAUAAAAUGGAUAGCAAAAACAUUCAAAAAAAUGCCAUGCAUAAAAGUGCAGAGUUCACUUUCACUCCACCGCCUGAAGCUCCUGUUUUUGAACCUACGUUAGAAGAAUUCACAGACCCUCUUGGAUAUAUAGCAAAAAUACGACCAGUAGCUGAAAAAACAGGAAUAUGUAAAAUAAAACCGCCAGCAAUAUGGCAGCCACCUUUUUCUUUGGAUGUGGAUAAAUUAAAAUUUAUUCCACGAAUACAAAAAGUCAAUGAAUUGGAAGCGAUAACUCGACUAAAACUGUUAUUUCUAGAAAAAAUUCUUAAAUUUUGGGAACUUCAAGGAUCGCCAUUAAAAAUACCAAUGAUCGAAAAUAAAACAUUAGAUUUAUAUUGUUUAAAAUUUUGGGUUGAUGAAGAGGGUGGUUUCGAGAGUUGUAAUACUCCAAAAAAAUGGCGAAAGAUUGCAAACGCCAUGGGUUAUAGUCAGAAUGCCAACACAAUGAAUUUUCUUAGAAGUAACUAUGAAAAGAUUUUAUUACCAUAUGAAAUUUUUGAAAAAAGCAAAGCUGAUAUUUUAAAGACUGUGAAAAAAUCGGAACCCAAAACAGAAAUCAAAGAUGAAAAUGAUUCAGUUCAGCAAAGUAUAAAAGAAAUAUCAAUUGAAUCCAUUACAAAAAAAGAGUGUUUGGUUGAUGAAAAACCUCAUUCUAGUAUUAAGAAGGCAAAGACAGGUUCUGAUAUAAAAGUUGAAACAGAUGUUAGUAAAGAUAAUGAAGCUAUAAAACGUAGCAGAGAAUUAAGACGAUUAGCAUGCUAUGGACCUGGCCCUAAAAUGCCUGGGUUGAAUGAUGAAGAAUUCGAUAUCACAAAAUCCAGAAAGAGACCUAGAUAUGAUUUGGAUCCACUUGCUGUAUAUAUAUGUGCGAUUUGCCAGAAGGAUCACAGAGAUGACUUGUUAUUAAUAUGUAAUGGGUGCUCUGAUACAUAUCACACAUUUUGUUUAAAACCACCGCUGACAGUGGUUCCUGAUGGAGAUUGGCGUUGUCCAUGUUGCAUUGCAGAAGAAGUACACAAACCUGCUGAAGCUUUCGGUUUUGUACAAGCUGAAACUGAAUAUACACUCCAACAGUUCGGGGAAAUGGCUGAUAAAUUUAAAUCUGAUUAUUUUGGAAUGUCUGGGCACCUGGUACCUACAAAUGUAGCAGAAAAAGAAUUCUGGAGGAUAAUAUCAUCAGUGGAAGAAGAUGUCACAGUAGAAUAUGGAGCUGAUUUACAUUCCAUGGAUCAUGGUUCUGGUUUCCCAACAAAAUCUUCAAUCAAUUUAUACCCUGGUGAUCAAGAAUAUGUUGAUUCUGGGUGGAAUUUAAAUAAUCUUCCAGUACUGGAUGGCUCUGUAUUGAGAUUUAUCAAUGCAGAUAUAUCUGGAAUGACUGUACCCUGGAUGUAUGUUGGUAUGUGCUUUUCUGCAUUUUGCUGGCAUAAUGAGGAUCACUGGAGUUAUUCCAUCAAUUAUUUACAUUGGGGUGAAGCUAAAACAUGGUAUGGAGUACCAGGGAGUGGGGCAGAAUUACUAGAGAAUGCUAUGAAAGCUGCAGCACCUGAUUUGUUCAAAUCUCAGCCAGACUUGCUCCAUCAAUUAGUAACAAUAAUGAAUCCAAAUAUCUUAAUGGCAGCAGGAGUACCUAUUUAUAGAACUGAUCAAAAUGCUGGAGAAUUUGUAGUCACAUUUCCUAGAGCAUAUCAUGCAGGGUUUAACCAAGGUUAUAACUUUGCUGAAGCAGUUAAUUUUGCUCCCCCAGAUUGGCUUAAAAUUGGUAGAGAGUGUAUAAGUCAUUACAAAAAUCUUAAACGGUUUUGUGUGUUUUCGCACGAUGAAUUGAUAUGUAAAAUGGCUUUAGAAGGGGACCGUUUAGACUUAGAGACUGCAUUAGAAACACAAAAGGAGUUGGUCCAUGCAACAGAAGAAGAAGGUCGUUUAAGGGCACUUAUUGCUAAAAAUGGGUUAAAAAAUGUUCAGAGAACGGCUUUUGAACUGCUUGGUGAUGAUGAAAGACUUUGCGAAGUAUGUAAAACCACAUGUUUUUUGUCAUCUGUUUCAUGUUCAGAUUGCAAACAUAUGGCAUGUUUACAACAUGCUGAUCAAUUUUGUAAAUGUCCCGUGGUGAAAAAGACUCUAUUUUACCGAUAUGACAUGGAUGAGCUGCACAUUAUGUUGCAGACUAUUGAUUUUAGGGUUAAUAGUUUUGAUAAGUGGAUGACUGAAACAAAGAACAUUCUCUUGCCAACAGCACCAGAUAUUGGGAGGCUGCAAAAACUGAAAACGUUAGUAGAUGAAGCAGAGGAAUUAAAAAUACCAAAGUGUACAUUGUUGUCUCAAUUAAAGGAUGAAUAUACAAAAGCAUCAAAAAAUAUUGAGCCCAUUGUAAUUGAAUUAGAUGAUGAUUGAGUAGGUUUUAUAUUAAGUAGUCACCUAGUACAAAAGUUAGAAAGUUUACCUUGGGUAAAAUGGUAUUAGAUUUCAUUGUGAUUGUGUUUUGUGAGCACUUAGGAUGUAUUUAGGGUGUAAGCUUUCAUCACAAGAGGCAGCUUCAAAUUUGUUCUAAUUUCAUAAUAAUCUAAUAGAAAUGUUCAUUUACGAAAAAUAUUAUUGAAUAGCUAUUUGAUCCAUCAUUUAAUAUUUUAAUGAAAAACUGUUAUUUGAUUAAUCUUUAUCAAAACAAAGUUCAUUAAAUGAAACAUAUUUAUAAGAUGUAAUUUUAAUUAGCUUAUAUCCCACCGUUGGUUAAAGAAUUAUUUACUAAUUUGUCCUAUAAUAAUUAAUGUUUAUUGCCCUUGUAAAAUGUUUUUUGAUCUCAUAAAGUAUUACAAAAUUUCAUCACAUUUUAUAUUAUUCCCAUAAUUUUUUUAUAAUUGAAAUACUCUGUUAUAGAAUUAAGAAUAUGAUUUAACACAUAAAAAUAUCUAACUAUAUGCUUUUCAUUCCUAUCCAUCUGUUAUAAAUUAUUAUUAGCUAUAAUGUCUCAUAAAUAAAAGGCUAUGUUGUAUUGUUGUAUAUUGUGUAUAUGCAUGAAACUUUGAAUACAAUUUCCAAGCAAAUAUAUAGUUAUAUUUAUUAUGAUGACUUAAUGCACACAAUAGUGAUGAGAUGUAAUAAUGGCAUGGCAUAUGGUAGGUUUUUAUGCCAUUGAUUGAUUGACUGAUUUGUUGUAAAUAUCAUUAUUAAGGAUAAUUUUAAUUUUGACAGGUUUUUAUAGUUAUACUUACCAGUGAACUUAAAAUCAAUUUUGACUGUGUGUUCAUUAUCAAUUUAAAAGUAACUCUACCACUUAAAUGUCAUUUUGCGUCUAUCUAGUUUUUAAAUUAUUCUUUAAGGUUGGUGUAAUACUAGAUUCUUAACUAGAUUAUAAAUUGAGAGGAUUUUUCGUACAACUACAUAAAAAAUGUUAAUAAGCUUAAUUAUAGCUUUUCUUUAUUAUUUUCACAGCUUAUCAAAGAAGCAAUAUUAAAUAACUUGACGAUGACUAUGUAUAUUGCACAAUAAUAAAAAUAUAGUGCAUAGGGCAAAAGAUCCUUAAAUUUUUUUAUUGAUAUUUUGCUAUUAUUGCUAUUUAUUGUUUAUUUUUCAUUUAAAACAGGAGCAGAGUAGUGUAAAAAUGUAAAUGUCUAAUUACAGUAUUAUUAUGUUAAAACCCCAAUGCACUAUACUUUUUUGUUAUAAAUACUCUGUUAAAUACGUCUUUCUCUCAAAAAUUUAAUUUUAUGAAAAAUAUAAUUAUUGAAUGUUUUGUAUUUUACAAAAUUAUCGUUGUGAAUAAAUACUUUACAGUAAAUGUGGAAUUCCAAAAAUAUUAAUAAAUAAUUAUAGUUCACA
Molecule: messenger RNA, 4278 nt
Organism: Colias croceus (clouded yellow)
Lineage: Eukaryota; Metazoa; Arthropoda; Insecta; Lepidoptera; Pieridae
Product: lysine-specific demethylase lid-like
Exons: 1
Coding region: 427-2853 (808 amino acids)
Biological process (GO): chromatin remodeling
Cellular component (GO): nucleus
Molecular function (GO): histone demethylase activity; DNA binding
Source: RefSeq, a predicted model, not a curated record